AUCUUCACACAGAUAAAGACAGACACACAGGCGAUACAGAGAGACAGAGACAGACACGAACACACAGAGACAGACACAAACACAGAGACAGACGCGAGGCAGAGGCGACUCUAUCACUAUAACCGGAGGCUUAACGUAAAAUGCAAGUAACAGCACAAGAAGCAGCCGGCAUUGCUGGAGAUGUCUGAGGCCAUCUAUGCCAAGCCAGACAUGACCAAGAAAGUCAAGUUUGACAGAGGUGAGAUGGAGGAGAGGAUUGUGGACAUCUACGUCAGUGCAGACACCCUGAGAGACCACGAGACCAGCACCAAAACAGAAGAUGUAGAACACACUUCAACUAAUGGACCGGGAGACCAGCACAUAGAGCCUAAUAGCACAGGGAAGAGACCCUUCCUAGCUGUUGCAGUGUGUCUGGGGCUGCUGUGUGUUCUCCUACUGGCUGGGAUCAUAGGCCAGUCAGUCCACUGCUGGAACAAGUUUGAAUCCUGUUGGUACUUCGUCUCUUCUGAGAGAAAAACCUGGAGUGAGAGCAGACAGGACUGUGUGGAGAGAGGAGCAGACCUGGUGAUCGUAAACAGCAGAGAGAAACAGAGAUUUCUAUUUGCCCUCAACAAGAGAGCCUGGAUCGGUCUGACUGACAGAGAGACUGAGGGGUCCUGGAAAUGGGUUGACGGCACACCACUGAAAACAAGUUACUGGAUAUUCGACCAGCCUGAUAAUGGUGGAAGUGUUUCAACAUUUCCGGGGGAGGACUGUGCUGUACUAAGAAAAGGACAAGACCAGCCUGAAAAGACAUGGAAUGAUUUAAAUUGUGCACAAAAACGUAUCUGGAUUUGUGAGUUGUGUAACAAUAACCUACUGUAACAACUACCCAUCCACCAUCUCCCCUUCUCUAUCUCUCUCUAUGACUCUCUCUGACUCUCCCUCUCUCAUCCUGUCUCCAUCCCUACUCAUUUAUGUUCUUUUCAUUCUGAACAUAUGAAUCAAAUUCCCAUUUACUUCCUGGAAUGCAUUAGUAGCUUCCUGUCUUCAGUAGUUAAAUGGACACAUCAGACACAGACAAUGAUUGAGACACAACACAAAAAGUAAACAGCUGCAUUAGAACAGACAGAAGGGACCAGUAUGAGGUUGUUAAGUCAGUACAGUCGACUCCUGAUAGGUGCACAUCAGAUAAGUGCAAGACCUGGGUUCAAAUACAACUUGAAAUCUUUCAAAAGCUUUGAGUGUUUGCUUUAGCCUGCCUUCAGAGCCAGGUGGGUACUGGGGCUUUUCUGUUGCAACAGAAGUAUUUUAAAUAAUUUCAUACGGAGAGGCAUUCUGGUCGUACUCCUUAGACACUGGAUUCAUUUAUUAGGUCUCGUCGUCUCCGAAUUCACAGACACCCAAAUGUAAAUUUUGACAUGGCCUAUUGAUUAACAAGACACACCGUUUAUCUUAUUAUUUUGUGCUAUAAUUUGCAGUUUACCUUGGAACAUAUUAUCAUUAGAAUUAUUUUACAUUGUUAUGUCUCAAUGGGCCGCAAGGCUAUAAAUAGGAUUUAUGUGCAACGGUCAGGUCACUCUGAGGAAGAUGUCAGCUUUAUGUUGAAAUGUCAGUCACCUGUUCACAUCCUGUACAAUGUAUUAAAGUGAGCAAUAACAAAUCAA
This is a messenger RNA of Oncorhynchus tshawytscha (Chinook salmon), 1646 nucleotides long. Its product is annotated as C-type lectin domain family 4 member E. Lineage: Eukaryota; Metazoa; Chordata; Actinopteri; Salmoniformes; Salmonidae. Gene Ontology annotation, cellular component: external side of plasma membrane. The transcript is spliced from 5 exons. The record is from RefSeq and is a predicted model, not a curated record. Gene Ontology annotation, molecular function: carbohydrate binding. The coding region runs from base 181 to 864 and encodes 227 amino acids. Gene Ontology annotation, biological process: biological process involved in interspecies interaction between organisms.